AUGGUGACCAAGACACCGAGUGCAUAUGCUACGCUACGUAGUUUGACAUACCGCACGCAGGACCUACCACUGAAUGACUGGACACAACUGGGUAUCACGAAAGUGACACAUUUACUGAGAGAGGGAGGAAUCCAGCAGUUCCCUGAUUUACAACAGACCUAUGCUCUGCCCAGCAGAGAACUUUUCAUAUAUAUGCGUAUCAAACACAUUGAGAAGGAUAAGUUGAACCUUUUAGACUCCCAGGAACUGGGUACGUUUGAUAAACUGUGUUUGGGUAUUCUGAGCCUCCCUAAGCCAUUAUCUCUGUGUUAUAAAUGCCUAUUGGUAACGGGCAAUCAUGUAAGCUAAGAAAUAUCGAACAAUGGGAAAAGGAACUUAACUGUAGUAUGAAGCUGAGCAAUUGGCAUACCGCAAUGACAGGAGUGAAGAGAAUCACUCACUCUUUGGACCAUAUAGAGGCAGCUUACAAGUUAUGGAUGCGGUGGUACCUCACCCCCAAAUGCCUAGCACACAUUUACCCAGCCGCCCAGCCAACCUGCUGGCACUGCUGUCAGGAUACGUCAAGAGGUGA
Molecule: messenger RNA, 571 nt
Organism: Pelobates cultripes (western spadefoot toad)
Lineage: Eukaryota; Metazoa; Chordata; Amphibia; Anura; Pelobatidae
Source: the annotation of a GenBank genome assembly